AUUUUUUUUUUUUUGCAGUGAAAAUGAAGAGUUUAUAUAUUUUCCUUGCUGUCCUGUUCGUCCCAUGGAGUUUUUCGCUGGCAAAGUAUGAUGAAUUUGAGGAUGGAGAUGACAUUAUGGAGUAUGAUGAUAAUGACUUUGCUGAAUUUGAAGAUGUUACUGAAGAUGCAGUCACAGAGUCUCCUCAGAGGAUCAUCACUACAGAAGAUGAUGAAGAAGAAGCUACCGUAGAACUUGAAGGUCAGGAUGAGAAUCAGGAAGACUUUGAUGAUGCAGAUGCACAGGAAGGAGAUACUGAGAGCGAACCAUAUGAUGAUGAGGAGUUUGAAGGCUAUGAUGAGAAACCAGAUGCAUCUCCUAGCAAGAGUAAAGACCCCAUAACAAUAGUUAACGUCCCUGCUCACCUUCAAAACAGCUGGGAGAGCUAUUACAUGGAGAUUCUGAUGGUAACCGGUCUUCUUGCUUACAUCAUGAAUUACAUCAUUGGGAAGAACAAAAACAACCGUCUGGCUCAGGCAUGGUUCAAUACUCACAGGGAGCUGCUAGAAAGCAACUUUGCUCUUGUUGGGGAUGAUGGCACUAAUAAAGAAGCUACAAGCACUGGGAAACUAAAUCAAGAAAACGAACACAUAUAUAACUUAUGGUGCUCUGGCAGGGUGUGCUGUGAAGGAAUGCUUAUCCAGCUAAAGUUUCUCAAGAGACAAGACCUCCUGAAUGUUCUUGCCCGCAUGAUGAGGCCAGCUUGUGACCAAGUGCAAAUAAAAGUAACAAUGAAUGAUGAAGAUAUGGACACCUAUGUGUUUGCUGUUGGAACAAGAAAAGCGCUGGUGCGACUUCAGAAAGAGAUGCAGGACCUGAGUGAGUUCUGCAGUGAUAAACCCAAGUCUGGUGCAAAAUAUGGGCUUCCAGAUUCGCUGGCUAUCUUGUCGGAGAUGGGGGAGGUCACAGAGGGAAUGAUGGACGCAAAGAUGAUACAUUUCCUCACGCAUUAUGCUGACAAGAUUGAGUCCGUCCAAUUCUCGGACCAGUUCUCCGGUCCAAAACUUAUGCAAGAGGAGGGCCAGCUUACAAAACUGCCCGAAACGAAAAAGACACUUUUGUUUACAUUUAAUGUGCCUGGUUCAGGCAACACUUCCCCAAAGGAUAUGGAGUCUUUGCUGCCUCUGAUGAGCAUGGUUAUUUACUCUAUUGACAAAGCAAAGAAGUUCCGUCUGAACAGAGAGGGUAAGCAAAAAGCUGAUAAGAACAGGGCUCGAGUGGAAGAGAAUUUCCUUAAACUGACUCACGUGCAAAGACAGGAAGCUGCCCAGUCCCGCCGAGAGGAGAAAAAACGGGCAGAGAAGGAACGAAUCAUGAACGAGGAGGAUCCAGAAAAGCAGCGUCGGCUGGAGGAAGCCGCUUUGAGGCGUGAGCAAAAGAAACUAGAGAAGAAGCAGAUGAAGAUGAAGCAAAUCAAAGUGAAAGCUAUGUGAAUCCAUUGUGGGAAACCUGUCUCGGUGCCGCCUGCAGAAUUUUAAUUCAUAGGGUACAAAGACGUAGUUGACUCCACAAUCUUACGCUUCUUUGAACACUAGUAGCCAUUAAGAGAAAUGCUCCAUGCAUUGGUGUUGCUUUUCGAGUAUUACAGCAACAUGCAGGUGUAUGUAGAGAGCUUUGUCUCGGCAGUUUUAUUCCAGGUGGUUAAAAGUUUUGCUCCUUGUCUGUUUAAAAAAAUGCAAUAUUCCCGAAUGCUUUUUGUCAUUUGUUCUUUAAAAACAGAAGACUGCAAACCCGUCCAUGUAUGCUGGUAACAUAUCAAUGUUUUGGUUUUAAACUUUGCUUUUAGUUAUUGGGAGGGAAGGGGGGACUUCUUAAAUUAACGGGAGGAAAACGGCACAGUAAUCAUUCAGCGUGCGUUUAUUUGCGUCAAGCUCGUAAAGACACAAAACGGAGCCUUCCAGACGCAGUAUGGAAAACUUCAAGGAUUUAUGCCCCGUAGAAGUGAUUUUUGUUUUGUUUUUACUGACAAGGGAUUGAAACAGUAUUAGAUCAUCUGUGAGCUUGAUUGGCAUAUGUGUAAAACACAUAGAUCGGUUAGAUGUCAGGGAAUAGCAUAUACAAACACUGUUUCCUACUUGUAGUUUUGAAUGCUGUAAGCUUAAUACAAUGUGAAAUCUGUAACGUAAGGGUGCUGUUUCUUCAGGAGUGACUGCAUGGUGAGUUAGCAGCUUCAACUAGCUUUCCUUGAAUAUUUGUAACUGUACCAAUUUGCCUCAAAUACUUUUCUCCUAGUCUCAGCAGCUGCUGCCUAGUUCACUUCAGCAAGAAGCUAGAUUCAGUGAAGUAUCUGUGCAAUUGCCAAUUUCCCCAAACAAGUAAGAAUGUUUCAGAGGAUUUGUAUCCUCUUCAUCUGGUGAAUGGUCAUUUCUGGGUUUUGAGUAUAAAUGGGGGGAAGGAAGUGAAUGCCCCUGUGCAAACACUUUGCUAUCUGAGAGCUCUGCAUUUUAUAAAUGCUUCCUGUCUAGAAGGCAUUUUAUUGUUGCUUGUAACAGACUUUUUACAGUUUUGUGGGGAAACAAUGUCUUGCUUUUUUGUUGUUGUUGAGUAACUCGUGCAACUUUCGUUCUGAGGCAAUAACAAUGAGCUGCUGUUGAAACAGCAAGUGCUUAAACGUUCUUGUUCCAGCAUGGGAUACUUCACACUGAUUUAAAUGCAAAAGUCUGUAACCCGAUACAUGUAAAUGCAUUAAUUUUAUAAUGGUUGUGAAAAUUAAUUUAAAACUCAAACUAAUGUAGAUUAUGUGAAAUCUUGGCAUUAUUUAGCUUUAAAGAUCAGGAUUAAUACUGUAUUGCUUCACAAAGUUCCUUGAAAGGAAAUAUUAGUUUGUGCUCUUUUAAAAAAGCGGACAGGUCCCCUACAUUUGUGGGCCGUGGCAGCUAAUUUUGUAAUAUGAACAUUCAAAUGAACUACCUAAUGAAGAGUAAAACAUGACUGAAACACUC
This is a messenger RNA of Struthio camelus australis, 2981 nucleotides long. The record is from RefSeq and is a predicted model, not a curated record. Lineage: Eukaryota; Metazoa; Chordata; Aves; Struthioniformes; Struthionidae.